UUUCAUCUAAAAAAAAUCUUUAUUAAUAUAUUAAUUUAUAGUAGUAUAUUGAUGUGUUUUGAAGAGUAGUUUAUUUUUGUUCGUCUAUUUCGCAAUUCCCUGAUACGAUUAUUGGAGACUUGGAGAGUUUGUCAAUUAGUAUUCCUCUUUCCCCAAUUCUUCCCUCUAUCGCUUCUACCAUUACAGAACCUUCAAAUUCCUAAUCGAGGUCCAUCUAUGGCGUCUUUUCUCAAAAGUUCACCUUUCUCAUCAAUGCGAUCUCAAUCUCAGAGGAUCCAGAGUUUGUUUGCGCAGCCCAGCCGAAGUUUUCACAUCGACCUUGGGGAGCGCGAGAAAGCUCUAUUGGAAAAGGAUUCAGCAUUGAGUCGGUUCAAAUCAUAUAAGCAGGGUGCAAAACGUAUUAGAAGAGUCGGCGAUGUUCUCACUGUCAUUGUUGUGGCAGGCUGUUGCUACGAGAUCUAUGUUAGAGCUACAACACGAGCAGAAGCUAAGAGUCAGGAAUAAUCUGCUAGCUGAAGUGCAUAACUUAGUGUGAGUUUUUGUUGCAUCAACUACAUACUCGAUUGUUCUGUCUGGUUGGUACGUCGUACCCGAAUAAGUAAAGCUCAACUAUGUGACCGAGUGCUUGUAACAUACAAAGUUUAGUGGCAUUUUAGUUCCUGUAGUUUUGUUUGCUUAUCUUUUGAAUCCCGAUCAAAUAAAACCUUUGAUUUGGAGUCUUAGUGGAAUAUUUAUCUAUUGUUUACCAUUGAACUCUCCUUUAUAAAUCGCCCAAAUUUCAGCAAUUUCAGUUGCUGCUUA
Amaranthus tricolor (Joseph's coat) is the source of this 801-nucleotide messenger RNA. RefSeq names its product succinate dehydrogenase subunit 7A, mitochondrial-like. The transcript has 4 exons. The record is from RefSeq and is a predicted model, not a curated record. NCBI's taxonomy places the organism in Eukaryota, Viridiplantae, Streptophyta, Magnoliopsida, Caryophyllales, Amaranthaceae. The coding region runs from base 217 to 504 and encodes 95 amino acids.